CUCCCCGUGGCAGAGCCAGCCUGUUGCAGUGGAGUUUCCAGCUGCUUUCACCACAGCUAUUGCAGCAAGGAGCUUUUUCAAACAUCCAUAGUGGGAGUGUGGCAGCAAUCCAGUUUGAACAUGGGUUUGGCACAAGGCAUUCUGACCCUCCCGGGGACGGGGCCUUGAACAGAGGAAGUGAAAGCGGAGCCAUAUGGAAGACAUGCGAGAGCCAUGCAGCCCCCGGGAAGGUCCAGAGGACAGACUGAUUGUACUGGGCAAUAAAGUGUAUUAUUAGGUGUUCCCUGUUACACCCACAGAGCAACCAGCGUGCAUUAUCAUUCCUCUUGGGGCGUCCCCUGCCCCACUUUGCCUAUAAAAGCCUGAAAUCAACGUUUUUGCCUCACACGCCAAAAUGAAGCUGACAAAGGAGAAGCAGGAGAGCUCUGACGCCUGCAGGGGCAGGAAGGGGAAAAUGACACUUCUGCUCGCAGGUGUAACGCUGGUAUCGGCCUUUGGAUCGUCUUUCCAGUACGGUUACAAUGUCUCCGUGAUCAACUCUCCAGCUGUGUUCAUGCAAGAGUUUUACAAUCAAACCUACCUUGACAGGAAUGGCAUCCCGAUGGAGAGCAGCUUCCAAAAACUGCUCUGGUCUCUCACAGUAUCUAUGUUCCCACUCGGAGGUUUCUUUGGGUCCCUUAUGGUGGGCCCUCUGGUGAACAAAUGUGGCAGAAAGGGCACUUUGCUGAUAAAUAACAUCUUCUCCAUUGUCCCUGCCAUCCUCAUGGGAAUUUCCAAGGUGGCAAAGACCUUUGAGGUGAUCAUCCUCUCGCGAAUCAUCGUGGGAAUAUGCGCUGGCCUGUCCUCCAAUGUCGUUCCCAUGUACCUGGGAGAGAUGUCCCCCAAAAACCUGAGAGGUGCAGUCGGGGUGGUGCCCCAGCUCUUCAUCACCAUUGGCAUCCUUAUAGCUCAGAUCCUGGGUCUUUCUAACAUCCUUGGAAACCUGGAAGGCUGGCCAGUGUUACUAGGGCUAACUGGGAUCCCUGCAGUGGUGGAACUCCUCCUGUUGCCCUUCUUUCCUGAGAGUCCCAGGUACCUACUGAUACAGAAGGGCAAUGAAGAACAAGCCAGGCAAGCUCUGAAGAGGCUGAGAGGCUGGGACAAUGUGGAUGACGAGAUCGAAGAGAUGCGUCGGGAAGACCAGUCAGAAAAGUUGGACGGUCGUCUGUCCGUGUUCAACCUCUGCACCUUCCAGGCCCUGCGGUGGCAGCUCAUCUCCAUCAUUGUCAUGAUGAUGGGCCAGCAGCUUUCUGGAGUUAACGCGAUCUUCUACUAUACAGAUGAAAUCUUCAAGUCUGCAGGUGUGAAUGAAACCGACGUGCAGUAUGUCACAGUGGGGAUAGGUUCAGUCAAUGUGUUCAUGACUUGCGUAGCGGUUUUCAUCAUUGAGUCCCUGGGGAGGAGACUUCUGCUUCUUUCUGGCUUUGGGAUCUGCUGUGUAUCCUGUGCUGUGUUAACGAUGGCCCUCAACCUCCAGGCCACUGUCUCCUGGAUGCAGUACCUCAGCAUAGCCUGCGUCAUCGCCUAUAUCAUUGGACACGCUAUCGGAGCUAGUCCAAUCCCCUUUGUGAUGAUAACUGAAAUGUUCCUUCAGUCGUCUCGGCCUGCGGCCUUCAUGGUGGGUGGAUCUGUGCAUUGGCUCAGCAACUUCACGGUGGGGCUCGUCUUCCUUUAUAUGGUGGAAGGGCUUGGACCCUAUUGCUUCCUCGUCUUCUGCGCCGUCUGCCUGGUCACCUUCAUUUACAUCUUCAUCAUUGUCCCCGAAACCAAGGGCAAAACCUUCAUGGAGAUCAAUCAGAGCAUGGCCAAGAGGAACAAGGUAGAAAUCCAGAUGGACAAAGAAAAGCUGAAUGAUUUCCAGACUGCCUCGGAGACACAGAAGAGGAAGGAAGAAGCACACUCAGACACUGUGCUCUGAUCCGGUCCAGCAUCCCGAUUCACACAGUGAUGACCACGGUUUCUCUUCAGUGGGGGAACUGCUUCCUGGCUGGACCUUUGCUUUUUCAUUCAAAACUUUUUCUGCAUGUCUCCCACAGUGGGAGAGUGUCCAAAGAAGCCAGAGAGGGGAGUCACACUAGCUGCUCCUGCCAGCACUAGCAUGAAUGUUGGUGGUAAUGUUUGGGUUUAGAAAAUUAAUCUUUCUCUGCAUUCACAGGUUGAGCUAACCGGGGACCCUACCUCUCAGCCAGCAAAAAAUUGUCACUUAAUGCUUAAGGAGCAUGUCCAAAAUGCUCUGUAAACUAGUCCAAAUUCUGGAGAGGCAGGUAUCGCUGUCCCUGUCUUACAGAUAGGGGAAACCGAGGCAGUGAAAUUUACAGAGUCAUUUGCAGAGCCAGGAUUAGAUUCCACAAGCGUCUACCUUCCAGCCCUGCUCUGGCCAGUAGGCUGUGCUGUCCCCUGGUGGAUGUAGGCUGCCAGUUCAAUGGGAGCAGCAUAGCUCUGGUGUCAUUCUGGUACGAAACAAAACAAAACAAUACCAAGGGCCUGGCACAGUGAAUGCUCUGGGGCUGGGUAGGGAGUGGGUCAGUGAGGGGCCCUGGCCCACCCUCAGGACCUGCUUUGUGUGGCUGCCUUAGGGCUCAUCCGGCAGCAAGAGAGACCCCACCUGGGAUGCAGUGUGGGGCAUCCAGACCUGGCUGUGCAGAGUGGGGAAAGCUCUCGCCAUAAGCCUAACACCCCGUCCCUCUGUCCCUGCUGCCUGGAGACUGGGACACACGGGGGUAUCGCCCUGAUGCCUCCUCUGGCAGAUUUGACUCUUUGGGCCUAACACAACAUCAUGCAGUGAGGUGGCCGGGAGUGGUGCCACCGUGAUGCAGGGUCCAAGCUAUGGUGCCAUGCGUGACUUCCCAGCAAAGGAGCAAACACAGCUCCUCCUCCUCCCUCCCCCUGCUACUCCGGGUGUUUUGCACCCCUGGGUUCAUGAUUUCAGUGGGUGCCGUUGAAUCCAUGAACCCCCACUAAAGCUGUCCCUGGUGCUGCCUGUCCAGUUAACUAUCCCUAAUGCAGUUUCCGUCACACAUAGCAGGGCUGGGACAAACCAGCUUGGAGAUAACUAGGCCCCUCCCAGGUCCGUGCCAAGCAAGCAGGCUGUGAGCCCCUGUGAGCGCACUCUGGCUUUCGUCAUCACUGGAAGUAUUGUCCCACUCCACCAUUCAAGGCAAUGUUGCCGAAAGAGCCACCCAAUGAAAACUGAGUGAUUGGCCCCCUGCUGUAAUCCUCCUAACCAAACAGAGGAAGCUGGUGCCUCUGAGAGCCAGUGGGCAAAAGCUCCAUCAGGCAGAAGUGUGAAGAUCCUUGAUGUGGCAAUAGCUAGCGAAAGCGGGAGGUCCCCGGAAUGAACUGGUGAGGAAGAGGGUAACAUUAGCCCUUAAUGCAGAAAGGACUCUUGCUAGGUUGUGCUGGACCGAUUGGUUUGUAGCGGUAAAUAAAUCUGAUUGGAUGAAAACUUC
This is a messenger RNA of Malaclemys terrapin pileata, 3488 nucleotides long. RefSeq names its product solute carrier family 2, facilitated glucose transporter member 5-like. The coding region runs from base 395 to 1957 and encodes 520 amino acids. Lineage: Eukaryota; Metazoa; Chordata; Testudines; Emydidae. The record is from RefSeq and is a predicted model, not a curated record. Gene Ontology annotation, molecular function: hexose transmembrane transporter activity. Gene Ontology annotation, biological process: monosaccharide transmembrane transport. The transcript is spliced from 12 exons. Gene Ontology annotation, cellular component: membrane.